Molecule: messenger RNA, 2106 nt
Organism: Penicillium vulpinum
Lineage: Eukaryota; Fungi; Ascomycota; Eurotiomycetes; Eurotiales; Aspergillaceae
Product: Zn(II)2Cys6 transcription factor
Exons: 2
Coding region: 1-2106 (701 amino acids)
Biological process (GO): positive regulation of transcription by RNA polymerase II; DNA-templated transcription
Cellular component (GO): nucleus
Molecular function (GO): DNA-binding transcription factor activity, RNA polymerase II-specific; sequence-specific DNA binding; zinc ion binding
Source: RefSeq, a predicted model, not a curated record
AUGGCCUCUGUAACUCCUGUACAGGCAUCGUUGCCAGUGUCUGAUCCUUUCAGAGGCGUUUCGGGUAAGCGCCCUUUGGCCGCGACCAAUAUAGACGGGGACGAGGAGAACCGGCGGAAAGAUCCGAAGAUCAGUAGGGCCUGUGAUACCUGUAAGAAAAAGAAAAUACGAUGUGACGGCAUAUUCCCAUGCAGCAACUGUUCUAAGCGAAAGCUCAAUUGCGCCUAUGACGCGAAAUACGGGCGAGGGCGACCUCCGACUCCACCACCUUCAACCACAGUCAAUGAACGCCAAGAGAGAUCACGAAGUGAUACUUCAAAUGAUGUUGCUAUCUGGCAGCAACCAGCGCCUGUCGCCCAUGUGGUCUCGACUUCACAAGUGCAUUCUCGCGCCUCACCUGAAAUCGAAAUCGAGGGUCAAUAUUAUGACCCUACCUCAGGAUUGAACUUUUUACACCGAGCGUGGAAAAAAUUGUUGAUCCAAAACGAUGAGUCUGCAUCAUAUGACUCGAACGACACGGAGCGAAAUCAACUUCUCACUUCAGCUGGAGACCGCCCGUUUCACGUCAAUGAUAGCGCGACAGACAGCUUUAUUCCAGAUGCUCCCACAGCGAGAAAGCUACAGGAAUUCUAUUUCGAAACGUGUGUUGUGACCUACCGUAUGUUCCACCGGCAAACCAUUGAAAGCUGGAUGGAGACGUUCCUGAAGGAUCGACAAUUACAAAGGCCGAUUGCUCAGUCCCUUGGUAAUUCCAGAACCGCGAUUCUCCUUACAAUUAUGGCCAUCGCGACCCUGCGCCUUGAGAAAGUGCAUGGGGGAAUUUCUACGGAAGAUGAAUCACUUGUUUUACAACGAAGCGAUCACUUGUUCUGUGCUGGUAUGAGAUUGACCGACAUGGAGAUGGGAUUCCCUCGUCUUGAGUCAGCGCAGGCACGCCUCAUCCAAGUCCUCUAUCUUCUCCAAACAGCUCGCAUGAAUAAAGGCUGGUAUACAUUCGGGAACGCAUUUCAUAUCACUCUCUCUUUGGGUAUGCACAGGCGACGUGAUCAGAAACGGGACUUUCCUUUCACGAGCAGGCGACACAAUUACAUCACUACGGAAUGCUAUAAGCGCACCUUUUGGGCGGCAUACAUCAUUGACAAAUAUCUUAGCGUUGUAUUUGGCCGGCCUCGGCUUUAUCAAGACGACGACAUUGAUCAGAACUUCCCAGAUAGUGUCAAUGAUGAGGAUAUGACCCCACAGGGACCUUCCGUCUCAGAUGAUCCAGCCGAUUGUUACAUUGAUGCUUUAAUAUUUCAUGCAAAAAUUGCACGAAUAAUUGGAAAGGUAUCACGAGAAGUAUACUCAGUCAGCGACUUGUCCAACCAAGAUCGAUUGGCAGCUGCUCAUCGAUCUAGCCGUGAAUUACACGAGUGGCGUGCAAGUCUGCCACCACACUUGGGUACUGUGAAACCAUCAACAUUGAUUCCCAGUUUCCGGCGUCAAGCUAUUGCCUUGCAGCUCGCAUAUUCCCAUGCUCUCAUCCACACCAAUCGACCCUUCCUUUUGGGUGAAGCAGGGUCUGAGAAUGCCACCGAAUGCCUCUCUGCCACAAAGGCCAGUCUAGAGCUCAUCAACAAAAUGGCGGGGGAUAGUACACUGCUUCAUUCGUUCUGGUGGACACACUAUGUCAUAUUUUGUGCAUUAGCAGUUGUCUAUGUCUGGGAAAUUCAGAGAACCACAAGACCCACCGACGAGAUAGAUAAUCAAUCUCUCGGAAAAAUGUUUGAUCUCGCAGAGAAAUGCCACGGCCAUCUCAAGCGAGCAUCUACCGGUCUUUCGCAAAACCAACGAUACAGUGUUAUACUUGACGAACUGAGAUCCGAGGCCCAAAGAUGUCGAAUCAUGAGGGGAAAUCCGCCGUAUCCACACCAAGGUGGCCGUCCUGGUGGCGAAACCAAUGCCAGCACAGAUGUUGCCUUUCCAUUCUUGCAUGAUCCGGAUAUGUUCGGGUCUGCGCAGGAAGGAAUGAUGCCAAGCAUGCUAGACAGUUUUCUGUUUAGUGACUGGCAGACUCUUGAUUCAUCGGUAUGUGUAAUCCUAGAGUAUUUGAUGGCCUCGUGGUAA